AUGACAUUUUCUCAGCCUCUCCCGCCAGAUCUCUUGGAAUCUCAAAUCUCGACACUCGAUCUUCUUCUAGCCAUGUUUCCCGACGAGGACGAAUUCGAUAUUUCACCUUCAGAUCUGGAACUCAUCACAAACAUCCGCGACAAUGGUAGCGAAAGUAUAACAUUACCACCCGCAGAGAUCAAUCUGGCUCUACAUGUAUUACUGGAUCCCACACAUUCCAUCCAAGUCAACGUCACAGCACCACUAAGGACAACAGAAAAGGACUCUCACGAAGCACCCCCGAUAACAUUUUCUCUGCGUCAACCGACUUGGUUGGACAAAGCUAGUCUGGCAUCUGUAUCUUCAACCCUCCCGGAAGACAUCUUUAGCGCGUUGGACUUCCUGCGCGAUCAAGGUCCCUCCUUGAUCCCCACAGCUGCCACACCGACAGAAACAAAAACUUCUACUGGUCCUCUGGUGCGUGUAUGGUUUUACUUUCCUUCGCUGAGUACGCGCGAAAAGCGGCAACAUAUGGUUGACUGGGCACCCGCUUACUCGCUUACUGGAUUUGUUCUGGCAGGCAAGCCAGGUAUGCUCUGUCUCGAGGGCUCAGCGACAAAUAUAGACGCCUAUAUGAAUGAGAUCAAGACGGUGUCUUGGGGAGACAUUCCCUCGCAUCAGAAAAAGGUGUCGGAGAGGUAUAGAGAGACUGGCGCAGAAGUCACCAGAGCAUUCGAGUCAAUGAUAGAAAUUACGGAUUUGGUGGGAGAGAGGCAUGGGGCUAGACAGAAUAGAGGAGACAUGGCUGCUAUAGAGGCUUGGUUGAAGGAUAAAGGGUUGGGAGACAUGUUUGAGAGUGUGAUAUUGCAGAGUUAG
Messenger RNA from Aureobasidium uvarum, 855 nucleotides. The record is from the annotation of a GenBank genome assembly. NCBI's taxonomy places the organism in Eukaryota, Fungi, Ascomycota, Dothideomycetes, Dothideales, Saccotheciaceae.